Molecule: messenger RNA, 7320 nt
Organism: Loxodonta africana (African savanna elephant)
Lineage: Eukaryota; Metazoa; Chordata; Mammalia; Proboscidea; Elephantidae
Gene: KIF14
Product: kinesin family member 14
Exons: 30
Coding region: 586-5511 (1641 amino acids)
Biological process (GO): microtubule-based movement
Molecular function (GO): microtubule motor activity; ATP binding; microtubule binding
Source: RefSeq, a predicted model, not a curated record
UGGAGCCGGCUGCCGGGCGGUGAGUGACGUGCGAGCGGCCUGGAGGGUCCCCGGGGUGUUGGGCCCUGGGGAGGGUCCGAGGACGGGUUCUGUGGGGAGAGUGCGGGCGCUUCUCCUGCGGAGGACCGCUGCAGUGUGGACGGGUGGUCUGGGCUCAGGUCCUCUGUGCAGCCCGGAGUUCCUGGUCGGCGGCGUCGAGGCCCCCCGAGAGGAAGGGCUCCGCGGGGACCAGGACGCCGGAGUUCAGGGCUCCUCCGCCCAACCUUCUCCCGCUGGGUCUCGCCUAGUCGGCUGCCACGAAGAGGUCCAUUCGCCGUCACAGCCCUCGUAGUGACCAGCUGAGGAAGAAGAGGAUCACGGGGAUGUUUUGGUGUUGGUUCCGACUUGUUUUCUUGCACUAAUUCCAGUCUUCUUUAAAAUCUGGUGGCGAAACUCCCCAGAUAAAAAAAAAAACACCGUACUGAUUUAUGUUAGCAGCUAUUUUUAGAAACUGAUAUAUGAGAAAUGGCUGAAAGUCAAAUAACCAUCCAAAGACGAGCUUAGGUUCUUCAACAGCAUCGUUUUCUAAAAUAACUUGCUGCCAAAAUGUCAGUAUACGCUGCUCGUAAUCGAAAUGACAGCAAUAUCCUUGGUAUUCCUUCUUCCCAAAAGAAUUCCUCACUGAAUGUCCUCUCCCAAGGUAGUGGACUUAAGCUGCAUUCAAAGUCAAAUAUGUCAGAAUGCGAAAAUGAUGAUCCAUUAUUUGGAUCUGCAAGUAAAAUCAAAGACGUAAAUAGCACUUACGUUAUUUCUGCCUGUAAAAAAACGGGAGAUCUGCCCCUGACCCCUAAACCUGUAGGUGGAUUGACACUUCAGAGAAGAGUUACAAGGGACAAAGAAUCGUCUUUGCUUGGUAGUGAGCUGGGAGAGACUGCUGAAAAACGUCUUACGUUACAACGUCGUGCUAAAACAGAUUCUAUGGAAAAGUGGGAAACAACGCAGAAAAUGGGAGGUGAGACAGAAAAUACUUGUGCUUCACAGGAAAUUAGUAGAAAUGUAAAGACUGUAAAUACUGAUAAAAACUCUUGUGUUGCAUCUUCUGUACCUUUAGCUGAAGACUCAAAAAAUGUUGAAAUGAUGACUGAUGAAAAAUACAAACAGACAUUUUCAGCCCCCAGAGAUGGAAAUGAAAAUGGAAAUGUUGUGCUUAAGUACUUAAGCCAUAGAACACCCACUGGUUCUCGGAGUCAUAUUGAAGCUGUUAGAUCAGGACGCUUGGUAACAAAACCCUCUCAGAACAAGUUGGAUAUCAGAGUGUCUGGAACAGAAAACUUAUAUCAUAGAAGUAUUGGGAAGGACAUUGUGAAAAAUUCAGCCAUUAAAUUGGGAGCUUUAGAAAAAGGAAGAACACCUGUGAAAUGCGUAACAGAACACAGAUUAACGCCAAAGCGCAGUGUGCCUCAGUUGAAGAGCCCAGCUGCAUCAGUACUGAAAAAUCGAAUGCCCAGCCUUCAAGUUAAACAAAGGCCAAAAAGUUCUCUUCUUGGAAAUAAAACUGAAAGGUCACAAGAAAAUACGCUCCCUCCUGAAGAAGAAGCUGCAGCUCAGAACACCGAUAUAAAAACAGACCCCUUAAAAGCAGAGAAUAGUCAAGUGACCGUGGCAGUACGCAUAAGGCCUUUCAGCAAGAGAGAAAAGAUGGAAAAAGCAUCCCAGGUGGUCUUCAUGAAUGGAGAGGAAAUAACUGUGCAACAUCCUGACAUGAAACAAGCUUACAAUUUUAUUUAUGAUGUUUCAUUCUGGUCUUUUGAUGAAUGUCAUCCUAACUAUGCUAGCCAGACAACUGUUUAUGAGACGUUAGCAGUACCUCUCCUAGAAAGAGCCUUUGAGGGCUACAAUACCUGUCUCUUUGCUUAUGGUCAGACUGGCUCUGGAAAAUCAUAUACGAUGAUGGGAUUUAGCGAAGAACCAGGAAUAAUUCCAAGAUUUUGUCAAGAUCUUUUUGCGCAAGUAGCCAAAAAACGAACGCAAGAGGUCAGCUAUCACCUUGAAAUGAGCUUCUUUGAAGUAUAUAAUGAGAAAAUUCACGAUCUCCUGGUUUGUAAAGGUGAAAAUGGGCAGAGGAAGCAACCUCUGAGACUGAGGGAGCAUCCUAUUUCUGGACCCUAUGUGGAAGCGCUGUCAAUGAAUGUUGUCAGUUCUUACUCUGAUAUCCAGAGUUGGCUAGAAUUGGGAAAUAAACAAAGAGCAACUGCCGCUACUGGCAUGAAUGAUAAAAGCUCCCGAUCUCAUUCCGUUUUCACCCUGGUGAUGACCCAGACCAAGACGGAAUUGGUGGAGGGGGAAGAGCAUGAUCACAGAAUCACGAGCCGCAUGAAUCUGAUAGACCUGGCGGGCAGUGAGCGCUGCUCUGCAGCGCACACUAGUGGAGAUCGGCUGAAGGAAGGUGUGAGUAUUAACAAGUCCUUGCUGACUUUGGGAAAGGUUAUAUCCGCACUCUCUGAACAAGCGAACCAGAGGAGAGUUUUUAUUCCUUAUCGUGAAUCAGUUCUUACAUGGCUGUUAAAAGAAAGUCUGGGUGGAAAUUCAAAAACUGCAAUGAUUGCGACAGUCAGUCCUGCCGGCAGCAGUAUAGAUGAAACCCUAAGCACGCUUAGAUAUGCUAACCAAGCCCGUUUGAUAGUCAACAUUGCCAAAGUAAAUGAAGAUACGAAUGCUAAGUUAAUCAGAGAGUUGAAAGCAGAAAUUGAAAAGCUAAAAGCUGCUCAAAGAAACAAUCGACAUAUUGACCCUGAACGAUAUAGGCUCUGUCGGCAAGAAAUAACAUCCCUAAGAAUGAAACUGCAUCAGCAGGAGAAAGACAUGGCAGAAAUGCAGAGAGUAUGGAAAGAAAAGUUUGAACAAGCUGAAAAAAGAAAACUUCAAGAAACAAAAGAGUUACAGAAAGCAGGAAUUACAUUCCAAAUGGACAACCACUUGCCAAACCUUGUCAAUCUCAAUGAAGAUCCUCAGCUAUCGGAGAUGUUGCUAUAUAUGAUAAAAGAAGGAAAAACCACAGUUGGAAAGUAUAAACCAAACUCAAGCCAUGAUAUUCAGUUAUCUGGGGCGCUGAUUGCUGAUGAUCAUUGUACCAUCGAAAAUUUUGACGGGACAGUGAGUAUUAUCCCAGUUGGGGAAGCAAAGACUUAUGUUAAUGGAAGACAUAUUUUGGAAGCCACAGUAUUACAUCAUGGUGAUCGGGUAAUUCUUGGAGGUGAUCAUUAUUUUAGAUUUAAUCAUCCAGUAGAAGUCCAGAAAGGGCAAAGACCAUCCUGUAGAGAUGCUGAUACUCUUAUAAGCGAGGGUACAAAAGACUUUGAAUUUGCAAAAAAUGAGUUGCUCCUAGCCCAGAGAUCACAACUUGAAGCAGAAAUAGAAGAGGCGCGGUUGAAAGCAAAGGAAGAAAUGAUGCAAGGAAUCCAAAUUGCAAAAGAAAUGGCUCAGCAAGAGCUUUCUUCUCAAAAAGCUGCAUAUGAAAGCAAAAUAAAAGCGUUGGAAGCAGAACUGGAAGAAGAGUCUCAAAGGAAGAAAAUGCAGGAAAUAAAUAACCAAAAGGCUAAUCACAAAAUUGAGGAAUUAGAAAAGGCAAAGCAGCAUCUUGAACAGGAAAUAUAUGUAAACAAAAAGCGGUUAGAAAUGGAGACUUUGGCUACAAAACAGGCUUUAGAAGACCACAGCAUCCGCCAUGCAAAAAUUCUGGAAGCUUUAGAAACUGAGAAGCAAAAAAUUGCUAAAGAAGUACAAAGUCUACAGCAGAAUCAGAGUAAUAGAGAUAAAACUUUUACAAUUCAGCCGAAUUGGAGCUCCAUGAAGCUCUCAAUGAGGAUUCAGGAAGCCAAUGCCAUCAGCAACAAAUUAAGAAAAUAUUAUGUUUUUGGCAGACAUGAUGUAUCAGAUAGAGGAAGUUCUGAAACUUCUGUUCAGGUUCGGGUUCGUAACCUGCAACUAGGGAUCUCAACCUUCUGGAGUCUGGAAAAGUUUGAAUCUAAGCUUGCAGCAAUGAAAGAGCUUUAUGAGAGUAAUGGUAGUAACAGGGGUGAAGAUGUCUUUUGUGAUCCUGAAGAUGAGUGGGAACCUGACAUUACAAAUGCACCAGUUUCUUCAUUUUCUAGAAGGAGGAGCAGGAGUUUGAUGAAGAAUAGAAGAAUUUCUGGUUGUUUACGUGACAUACAAGUCCACCCAACUCAGAAUUUGCAUUCUUCACGUUCGUCAGGCUUAAUGGAGAAAUCAAGUACCAUUUACUCCAAUUCAGCAGAAUCAUUUCUUCCUGGAAUUUGCAAAGAAUUGAUUGGUUCAUCAUUAAAUUUUCUUGGACAGAGUUAUGAUGAAGAAAAAACCAUGGCAGACAGUCUAAUUAAUAACUUUCUUACAAUUUAUAAUGGCAUAUUUGCCAUUUCCAAAGCCCAUGAAGAACAAGACGAAGAAAGUCAUGAUAACUUGUUCUCUUCCGAUCGAGCAAUCCAGUCACUUACUAUCCAGAUAGCAUGUGCUUUUGAGCAGCUCGUGGUGCUGAUCAAACACUGGCUGAAUGAUGUCCUAGCUUGCAAAAGCACAGCAAGACUGGAUGAUGAGUUGAGACAAGAAGUUAAGAAACUGGGAGGCUAUUUGCAGUUAUUUUUGCAGGGAUGUUGUUCGGAUAUCUCAUCAAUGGUAAAAGAGGCUCAAAAGAAAGUGAUUCAAAUUGUACAGCAGGCUGUAAAGUACGUGGGACAAUUAGCAGUUCUGAAAGGGAGCAAGCUACGUUUUCUGGAAAACAGUAACAACAAGGCUGUCAGCCUCCAGGAGGAUUUUAUGGAUGCUCUUUGUGAUGGUGUAGGCUUAGGAAUGAAGAUUCUAUUAGAUUCUGGACUAGAAAAAACAAAAGAACUUCAGCCUGAACUCUUAAGGCUGUGUGCACAAAACGAGGUUACCAUACAGAUGAAAGCUAAUGCCAUGGGACUGAUUAAAUCUCUUGAAAAUGUCUUUACUGAAUGGAAAACAAAAAGUUUCAGAACUCAAGUACGAGAAGAAAACUGUGGGUACCAAGAUCUGAAGAAGAUGGUUAAUCUUGCCCCAGAGUUCUUGAAGUUAAAACAUUGCUUAGACCAAACUGUUCAAAUUAUUAUUUCUACAUUGAGAGGAUGCCACAGUGAUGUAAGUCUUCUCAAGAGGUGUGUUGAAAGUAUUUGCAACUUCGCCAGUAAUUUUCAUGAUUACUUCAGUCACCCCUGUAAUUCUGUCAACAGCUGUGAGAAUAGAGCACCUCCAGUUGGCCACAGGGAGCUAGAAUCUCUAGCUAAGUCACUCCUCUUAUGUUUUGAAUCAGAAGAAAGACCUGAUUUAUUGAAACCCCGGGAAACUUGUAAUCAAAGUACCAGAGAACAACAAUCUAAAUCAAGUAGGACUGAAUCUGUUAGGAAAAAAGGUAUACCAAAGCGGGUCUAUGAACUCCAUGGCUUGUCUUCAGGAGUGACCUCGGAGGAAAACACAUCCAGUAGGAUUCAGUGGGUGUGAAUACCGACCAAUAGGCGCUUAGUGGCUAUCCAUGAAAGAGAAAGAAUACUUGAGAGCCACUUUUCUUUAUGCAGGAGAAUAUAAAAAGCAAGAAUUCAGCUUAAAUAUUUCAAAGAAGUUCAUAUAUGCUGGUGGCCUUACACUGGGUAUGGACACUAUUAGCAUUAUGGAACCCUGAUUUGAAAAUGCCUGAAUGUACACUCAAGUUUCUCAGCAGGCAGUUUUAAACAGGAUGUUAACCACAUUGGAACGUUGUGGCAACAAAAUGAAAUUAGGAAUUCAGAAACCAAGUGAACGGCCAUUUCUCUCGUUUUUCAUUGCCUUGAAUUUUAAAUGUUCAUCCUUAGCAUUGAUAUGUUAUCUCUGGUUGGUUCAUUGGUCUGUAAGUAGUUAUUUUUUCCUGAGUGGAAACCUCAUCAAUCAGUUCAAUUUAUUCCUAUGCCUUCUCUCCUCUACAAAUAGCCAGAAUGAGAUUUAUGGUAGAAUUGCCAAUACACGUUUAACUAAGGCAGCUUUUCCUGCUUUGUCAAAUCUAAAACUUUUCUUAAAGGAUCAUCUGGUUGCCAUUUUGAAUAGUGUAUUUAAGGGUGUAGUUUCCUGUUCCUUUCCAAAUUAUAAGCUGCUACCAGCACUGUUUUUUUUUUUUUUUUUACCAAAAUAUGAUUGCUGACAUAGUAGUUUACUGUGUUAUCUACAUACCAUAAUGAGGGUCAUAUGAAUAUAAUUUAAAACCAAUUAAAUAUUGCCCAAAUCACGCUCAACUGUUGGGUGGGCUCAGGAGAUCGGAAGCUAGGCUUUGAUAAUGCUUUUUUUGUUAAGACUUUGGAAGAUGAUUUGAUAAAGUUUCAAGAUCCUUAUUGUGUUUCAUGGUUAGGAAAAACAAAACACUUUUAUCUACAAUCAAAUAAUAAAGAUCGUAUGAUUCUAUUUGGUGGGAUCUUACAUUAAGGCCAUAGCUUGACAUUUUUGACCUGUUCAAGAAUGUGUAUAAUUUGAAAAGAUGCAUUUCAUGACCCUGCUUUGGUGAUGCAGCAGUUCCUAUACUGAGCAGCUCUUGGACAAUAGUUCUUUUAAAUAACUUGGUCUCUUCCUUGGCCUUUUCAUUUGCAGAUACCACCUGCAUUAUUUGGCUUCCUUAGUGGAAAUUGGCUAUUAGUACUAUGACUAAGUUUGAUGAUUUCUUUGUUAGGGAGAGAUUGUAAAUACAUACUGGUCAUCAUAGGCAGAACAAUGUUGAGGAACCAGGUGUCCUGUUUUCAGGUGCUUGAAAAUGGUGCAAUUCAGUAAGUUUGCUCCCCCCGCCCCCCGCCUUUUAUUUUGGGCAUUUGAGCUUGUAUUCCUUCUGAAGUUCUUAUGUAUUUUCAAUAAUCAGUGCUCUGCCAAGUGGCACUUUUCGCUAUCAGGUUUUAUGAAAUGUAAAUGUACACAAUAAGGAUUUUUCCUGAAGGUUGCACUUCUUUCAAGAACUUCUUAAAGUAUCAGUAUAAUAAUUUUCAUCUUAACGUUCAGUAUUUAACCAUUACUUUAUCCUUUCUAAACUCAUGACUUCAUUGGUCAGAAAAUUUUUAGUGUCUGUAAAAUUUUGUGUAUAUAUAUUUAUACUCUUAAGUAAAUUGUUAUACUGUAUUUGAAUGAAUGGUGAAAAACAUAUUUGCUAUUAGAAUCAUGCAUACUAAUAAUGUAAAGAAAAUGUCUUUAAUAAAUGUGGUAGUUUCAGAAUUGUCUCUUGGUCUAAAGUUUUUUAUUUUUAUUUAUCUUUUGUUCAUUUACUUUAUUCCUGACUCGAAAUUGCUUUAAAAGCUCUGGCUU